Macadamia integrifolia is the source of this 1445-nucleotide messenger RNA. RefSeq lists its product as uncharacterized. Lineage: Eukaryota; Viridiplantae; Streptophyta; Magnoliopsida; Proteales; Proteaceae. Gene Ontology annotation, biological process: mitochondrial proton-transporting ATP synthase complex assembly. The record is from RefSeq and is a predicted model, not a curated record. The coding region runs from base 379 to 1095 and encodes 238 amino acids. Gene Ontology annotation, cellular component: mitochondrial membrane. The transcript has 3 exons.
AGGGUAACUUUUUCAGCUAUUAUCUCAAGUCCAUGUGUACUUUGGAUAUUUAUUAUCCAGGUUUGGAUAUUGAAGAAAUUUAUGCCCAAAUGGAAAACCCCUACUUGAACCUUAGGCCUUUGAGGGAGUAAGGCUCCUUCGAACAUUUUUCAAGUUCUCAGCCUCGCACACUCGAGCCUUUGGCCUUGCCUUGGCUGGCUCUGGAACAUUUUGACAUCUCCUUCUGCUUUUUGAAACCCCAGCUUCGAGGUUUGGUAAUGGCAAGAAGCUCUCUAUUUCACUUGCUUCGCUCACAAGCGAAACAGCUCGCACCGAUCAAAUUUCAAGCAGGUUUGGUGGGAUUGUGGGAAUGAUGUUCUACAAUUUCCAUGCUACAAGAUGCUAUGCCUAGGUGUAAAGCCAUCUUCAACCUCAAAACUUUACUUGAGCGCCUUACAUAUCCAUGUGGCUAGAUGUUAUCAUCCAUGUAGGUUUGGAACAUGGCAACAUCCUUCUACUGUCAAACCCAACUUCAACUUUGCCAGGUAUGAUGCAGCACAAAAAAGAUGUGCUUCCCGAGCUGUAGCAUCAGAAGCUAACAGCAAAAUCAGCAUUGGACCGCAGAGAAGUGAGGCAGGGGAGGACAACGAAGACACUGGCAUCGUUUAUUACGGCCCAAUUUCAUCCACAAUCAAGAAAGUGAAGCUUCUGUCUCUCUCCACCUGCUGCCUAUCUGUGUCGCUUGGUCCUGUCAUAACUUUCAUGACAGCACCCGACAUGAAUGUCAUUUUGAAGGGUGCUGUUGCAUCCUCUGUCAUUUUCCUCAGUGCUACUACCACAGGAGCCCUUCAUUGGUUCGUCAGCCCUUAUGUUCACAAGCUCAGGUGGCAACCAGGUUCAGAUAGCUUUGAGGUUGAGAUGAUGACAUGGUUGGCUACAUUCGUUUCAAAGACAAUCAAGUUUGCAGAUAUCAAGCUUCCAGAGACCAACAGGCCUUUUGUAACAUUCAAGGCCAAUGGUGAUUUCUACUUCAUCGACUCUGAGCACUGUCAUAACAAGGCUCUAUUAGCAAGGCUAACUCCACAGAAAUCUGAGUCAGCAUUUAAGAACUUGUAAGUUUUGAGACAGAUUAAACUUCAUGACAGGGAUGAAGCAGUUGAGCUCAAGUUAUAGGUUUGGGUUAUGAGUUUAGCUUCUUCGGUAGUUGUUUUUGGAGACCCAGAGAGAACACACCAGACGACAUUGCGGAAAUAAGUCGGUUUAAUUUUCCCCAUUUUCACAUCUGGAUCUUUAGCACCAUAUCCUGGCUAUAUCUGGAGGAAAUUCUGUCCUGUUUUAAGCUUUACCUUUGUUAGACUCUCAAUAUAUUUCACUUUUUUGUGCCUGCUUUAACCUAUUUUUGCCACCCCUUGCACUUCCAUGUCUUGAAAAGAUAAUUCAAAUUUACUGAUUGAAUUUUUCGAGCA